AGCUUCAUGUUUAUCUGCCUGGGCAUCCAUCAACCAUGAGGUCUGCCGACCAUGAAUCGAUCAUCUUGGACGAGAUCCCAUCUCAGCAAUUGAACAAUGAACCACCACCCGAAAUUGAACAGGCCUCGUUGGCCCCAGCUGACGGAGGCAAGGCUGCCUGGCUAAUGCUCGCCUCGUGUUGUCUCAUCCAGCUGCCAGUCUGGGGCUUCUCUACGGUGUUUGGAGUCUUUCAAGAAUACUACACGACACACAAUGUUCUACAAGGAAGCAAGGGAAAUCUCGCAACUGUGGGGACUACAUCGACCGUAUGCAAUAAGACUUGAUCCAGAGGCAUUCAACUUUGUUUAGAAAGACUUUAAAUUGAUCGUGCAGGGCAUUCUAUACCUUCUCUCGCCCAUCACCUUCACCCUGCUGACCAGGUAUCCACGCCUGCAAAUGUACUGUGCCCCUGCAGGAGUGAUCGUCACAGUGACGGGAUCUUUGCUUUCGUCCUUCUCCGACACUGUGUGGCAGUUGAUUGCAACGCAGGGCGUCAUCUGUGCCAUUGGUAAUGGCUUACUCUUCAGCCCGUCCUCGCUGUAUCUGGAUCAAUGGUUCGUGCGGCGGAAGGGACUCGCGCUGGGCACGAUGUGGGCUGCAAAGAGCAUCACUGGUGUUGCCCUGCCGUUUGUGGCCAGUGUUUGUCUCAAUAAAUUUGGCUCAAGUACGACGUUGAAAGCUUGGACGGUCACACAGUUGCUCACUACCCUUCUGGCGCUUCCCUUCCUCAAGCCACGGAUCCCAGUGUCGGCCGCGACCUCGGCCCGACGUCUCGACCUCAGUUUCCUGCGACUGUCCACCUUCUGGAUGUUGCAAGCUGGGAAUAUCAUCCAAAGCUUCGGGUACUUUUUGCCGUCGACGUAUCUCCCCUCUUACUCGACAACCACCGCAGGACUGCCAGAGACCAUGGGAACGAUGCUGGUCUCGCUGUUCAAUGCCACCUCCGUCUUCGGCGGCAUAGCACUGGGUAUUCUCUGCGACCGGUUUGCCGUCACCAACAUCCUGCUCAUCUCCUCUCUCGGGUCGGCGUUGUCGGUCAUUCUCCUGUGGGGGAUGGCGUCGUCGUCGAAUAGUUCGGCCUCUUCUUCUUCCUCAUCUCAGGAGAAAGAAGCCCUCGCUCUUCUUGCAUUAUUCUCUGUUUCCUACGGCUUCUUUGCCGGCGGGUUCAGUUCCACAUGGUCUGGGGUGAUCAUGCAGAUCAAGAGGGACUCGGCUUCCCCCUCGUCACUAGAAACAGGAUUGGUAUUUGGUCUCUUGGCUGGGGGGCGAGGGAUUGGCAAUGUCAUCAGCGGGCCACUCAGCACUGUGCUCCUCCGCCAAGGGGCAUUGGCAGGUGCCAUCACUGAGUCCCGGGGAUCUACCGGGUUCGAGACGCGAUAUGGGACCUUGAUCUUGUUUACCGCUAUCACCGCCCUGUUCGGGGCAUGGAGCUGGAUGUGGCGCACAUUUGUAAACAAUUGCCUAACGAGAUCUCGAGAUUCAUUCUUGUAAUGUGCUGGAGGGGUGAACGAUUCUUGAUCAGUUCUUAACUUGACAUUGAUAUACCAAUUUCUUCCUACGAGAUGGUAUCUACAUAGAAAGAAUGUUUGUGGACACU
Penicilliopsis zonata CBS 506.65 is the source of this 1636-nucleotide messenger RNA. RefSeq lists its product as hypothetical. The transcript has a single exon. Gene Ontology annotation, molecular function: transmembrane transporter activity. The record is from RefSeq and is a predicted model, not a curated record. Gene Ontology annotation, biological process: transmembrane transport. The coding region runs from base 436 to 1530 and encodes 364 amino acids. NCBI's taxonomy places the organism in Eukaryota, Fungi, Ascomycota, Eurotiomycetes, Eurotiales, Aspergillaceae. Gene Ontology annotation, cellular component: fungal-type vacuole membrane.